Molecule: messenger RNA, 1212 nt
Organism: Cladophialophora carrionii CBS 160.54
Lineage: Eukaryota; Fungi; Ascomycota; Eurotiomycetes; Chaetothyriales; Herpotrichiellaceae
Exons: 4
Coding region: 1-1212 (403 amino acids)
Molecular function (GO): 2 iron, 2 sulfur cluster binding; iron ion binding
Source: RefSeq, a predicted model, not a curated record
AUGUCGACCGAGACCGUGACCAUGCAAAGCACCAAGGUGAAUGGGAAUACUUCUCUCCCGUCAGAGUGGUACCGUUCGCCUGCUCUCUACGAGCUCGAGAGGCGGGCCAUUUUCUCCAAGGAGUGGUUGCUGACGACACACAAAUGCCGCUUCCAAAAGCCCGGCGACUACCACAAGUUUGAGAUCGCUGGGUUUCCGUUCUUCCUGAUCAUGGAUCGUCAACACAACAUCAACGGCUUCCACAAUGUCUGUCGACAUCGCGGUUAUCCUGUCAUUCGACCUGAAGCUCCCACGAGCGGAACCAAAAGUAUCAUUGCGUGCUACUAUCAUGGAUGGUCGUACGGAUUGAAUGGGAAACUCGCCAAAGCGCCCAAAUUCGACGGUGUCGAGGAUUUCGAGAAGGAACAGAACGGCCUGUUCCCCAUUCAUGUCAGGAUCGACGGCCGAGGCAUUAUCUGGGUCAAUCUCGAGGCUUCGGAAGUACCCUCCAUUCCGUGGGAAAUGCGCCUACAAGGCAGCGACCGGCGUUCUCGCCUGGCCAUCUUCAACAUGGAUGACUAUGUGUAUGACCACAGCUGGACCAUCGAAGGCAGAUACAACUGGAAGGCGGCGGCCGACAACUACAACGAGUGCUAUCACUGUCCCACGACCCAUCCCGGGUUUGUGGAGACGACCAAUUUGGACAAAUAUCGAUUCGAACAGGAGGGCGCAGAACUACAAUACUUCAUGGAAGAUCUGCCAGGGAAGACCAACCGCGACUUCACCCCCAGCUGGUUCUAUCCCAACGGAGCGUUGAAUAUUGCUGCUCCGUUCUGGUAUCUCCUGCGCUCAUGCCCCACGAGUGCGACGACAGUCCUUAACGAGUAUGAGGUGUUCCGCCACAAGGAUGCCACGGAUGCCGAGUUUGAAGAGAUGGACAAAUUCUUCAAACAGGUCGAGGGCGAAGACAAGGAGUUGUGCAACGCUGUGCAAGUCAACCUCAACGUAGGCAGCUACUCCACCGGUCAACUGCAGCCAGACGGCGAAAGUGGCGUUCUUUGCUUCCAGCAGCUGGUCCGGGAAGCCGUCACCGCACACCGGAAGCUUGAAAUACAGGCUGGCAAGGAAGUGUGGCCCACACGGCCCUUGACUGCUGGUGGCGAGACCGACGACAUCAAGUUCUGUCACGACUUGGGAGGUUGUGCAGCCUUGCAAGAGUCGGGCACAUGGUGA